Petromyzon marinus (sea lamprey) is the source of this 1059-nucleotide messenger RNA. NCBI's taxonomy places the organism in Eukaryota, Metazoa, Chordata, Hyperoartia, Petromyzontiformes, Petromyzontidae. The record is from RefSeq and is a predicted model, not a curated record.
GAUGGUGGUGCUGGUGGUGGUGGUGGUGCUGGUGAUGGUGGUGCUGGUGGUGGUGGUGGGAGGGGAGACGAGGUGGAGGAGGUGCUGGGAGGAGCCACCGCUGAAGAGGGCCUCUAUCCGCCCAGGGUCCCACCAACGUCACACCAGCGACCGCAGCCUCCGCGACCACCCCUGAGACCGCCGUCCUCCGAGUCCGUCGACCAGAGGCCCGGCUCCCAGCGCCCGCACGGCGCGGGGCCCCCCGGAGGACCCCGCGGGGAGGGCCCCCCGCUCGCCCCCGCCCCAACCCCCGGGGGGGGGUCCGCGGAGGCCCGGGGCUCGCCCCCCCCAGCGGAGCUGUGCAGUGGCGAGGCGUUCGACGCGUUCAUGACUACGCCCAACGGGAGCGUGCUCGCCUUCCGUGGGCUGUAUGUCUGGGAGCUCUUCCCCGUGUCCGGAGGCUCCCCCAGCCAGCCCCGGCUGAUCGAGGAGGCGUGGGGGGUUCCGCCCCCCGUGGACGCGGCCUUCACGCGCAUCAACUGCCAGGCGCUGUCCUACAUCUUCAAGGGAGACAAGUACUGGCGCUUCACGGACGGGGUGCUCGACCGCGGCUUCCCACGGAGCCUCUCGCGGGGCUUCCCGCGGGUCCCCGCGGCCCCGGACGCGGCCUUCGCCGCUCCGCGCUCCGGACGGGCUCAGGAGCACGCAUACUUCUUCAAGGGGGGGCAGUACUACAAGUACACGUUCCGCCAGCAGCUGACCUCUCGCGAGUGCCGGCGUCUCCCUCGUUCGCGAGCCCCCCACUCGGGGCACUCGCACGGAGCCCCCCACUCGGGGCACUCGCACGGAGCCCCCCGCUCGGGGCACUCGCACGGAGCCCCCUACGGCUGGGACGCCUUCAUGAGCCGCUUCUUCUCGGCCAGACACGACCAGUGCUACCCACGCGACACAGCACUGAGCUGGCGCGGCGUUCCCACGCGUCUUGACGGGGCCAUGCUGUCACCCUACCCGGCACACCCGCACGCCGGCCUGGACGUCUACUUCUACAGCAGAGGUGAAGUCGUGGAGCGUGUGGUGUAG